Ectocarpus sp. CCAP 1310/34 is the source of this 4542-nucleotide messenger RNA. NCBI's taxonomy places the organism in Eukaryota, Phaeophyceae, Ectocarpales, Ectocarpaceae. The record is from the annotation of a GenBank genome assembly.
AUGCACCUGCGUGGCCUGUCAAGUGGUGGUGAGGGGCACUGCUGGCUCGAGGUGGUCGCGCAGGCAUGCGCCAUCGAGGAAGGCUGGGGCAUUGACCUUGUUGAACGCGCGUUUUCAGCUGGAGACAGUGAGCGGCUCUUCCGUGUACGAACCGCUCUCCGUCAUCUGACCAUCAAGGUCUUCAACCUGACCGAGAACCCCAAUGUCCUUCAAGGGUUUGGGGGACCGCGGACUGCAUGUAAUCAGCGUGACAUCAGGAGGCUGGCCCUCAACUUCCGGCAGGACGUCACCAACGCGGAUGACUUCCGCGACACCGUCUUGUACAUGGACGCUGACGGCGGUGGCGGGGGACACGGUGGCACGAGGGCUAUCCUUGCACUUUCCGAGGGUUUCGGCAUCGACUUGGCCAUGGGGCGGGCGGCCAACGUGUUGCCAGAGUACGUCGAUGAGGCCACCAUGAAGUGCGCGGCGAUCCACCAAGACGGACACUGGACUCUGGUCGCACUCGGCGGCAAGGAUGACGAUGAAGCCACCCAAGUGGGGAGUGAGAGCGAUGUGCUGGACUUUAUCGAGGAGCGCAUCAACAUGUCACUGGCGGAACUCGCCACCCGCACAGGCGAUGACCCCACGAGCACGGGCGACGACGCCACCACCACGGGAGACAACGUCAAGGUGUGUUCCAGCAAACCCUACGACUACGACUAUGACAGCGACACCAAUGUCGUCUUCACCAACUCGACUACCGAGCCCCACUCGCUACCGUGGCCUCGUACUUGGCCCGAUCCCACCCACGGUUCCACACGAGGCUGCACCUGGGCGGAAGAUGACCUGUUGGAGGACAUUGUCGAGCGCCCUCGUGACAACAGCGUCUACGGCCGUUUCGGAGUCUUCGCCGAUGAGGAUGGAGAUGAUGAAGAGGCGGUCUUCUUCGCGGAUGACGGGGGCCUCAUCGAUGAUGAUGAAGAGGAGGAGGUCCGGACGCGGGGCCCGGAGGAGGUUUGCCUCUUCCCGUCGGUGUGGUCCGAGUGGACCAGGACGCAGCCCCGGAAGCACUCCAGGGUGCGCCGCAGCAGCGGGCGGAGGACGACGAAGAAGAAGAACAAGAAGCGCCGGUGCCCGCGUCGCCGCCAGGAAAGACGCCGCCGCGCGGCCUUGCGGCGCAAACGGCUGAUCAAGCGUGCACGCAUGGGUGGACGUCGCCGCCGGCCGCGCACCUGCUUCCUCCGAGGGGUGCAUACCCAGAACAGGACGGACAGGGGGGAAAACGACCAAGACCCUGACGCCUGUACAAGCAUAUUGGAUGCACCGGUACAUGCCAAGGACCUCCGGGCCCAAGCCCGCAAGGCCAACCUCGUCAAGGUCAGGGGAUCGCAGGGACCCACUAAGCGCAAGGCCGCCGGUGUCGCUUCCGAUGGCGGUGGCAGUAAGCGCAAGGCCGCCGGUGUCGCUUCCGAUGGUGGUGGCAGUAAGCACAAGGCCACCGGUGUCGCUUCCGAUGGCGGUGGCAGUAAGGGCAAGGCCGCCGGUGUCGCUGGCGUUAAACACAAGGCCCGCCGUGUCCCUGUUGGAGGCGGUGGCACCAAGCUCAGGGCUACCUGUGUCACUGGAGAUGGUGAAGUGGACGCUGCCGACGGAGGUGACACAGGAGUCGAUCCCAUGAAAGUGGGUGAUGAUAGCGAUGGAUUCGGAGACUCCGGUGCUGGCAGCAACAGCAACAGCGGCAGCGACAGCGGUGGCGGUGGCGGUGCGAAAGUUGCCAAGCAAGGACGAAAGCAGAAGGCAGCUGGGCAAAAGAGAGUAACCGGCCCGAAACUUGCUCGGUGGCUGACGGAACCGGUCCUGCCCUGCUUGGAUAAAUUCAUCCGAACAAAUCGCAAGCUUGCCAAGCAAAGAGGGAAAGACCACGAGGGUUCGGCAGGUCACACACCGGGCAAGCCUGCCGGAGUGGGGUAUAUCACGGAUCUUGCCGGUCCCCUUUCUCUGCUAUCGAAGAGCAAGGAAGGUGGAUUUCGAGUAUUCAAGGACACUUUCUUUCCGCGAGCCAACAUAAACCUGCUCUCGCUGAGUGAGGACGAUGUCAAAAACCUGCGGGGGGAGGAAAAAAAUCGUUGGUCUAAGACGAAGCGACUCCGAGCCCACUACGACUUGGACUACGUCUUUGAUCCCGUUGGACAUCGGUGUGGUGUUGGGGCGGACAAAGGUUCAACUCGAAGGAGGGAAGAUCCAGAAGGUGCCACGCACACCACCACCCUGAGUCAAAUCGUGCCGUACAUUUCGGGGGGCGACAAGACAAUGAGUGAUGGGAUGCUGCUGGACGUGGACGGUGGAAUUGAAGGUGCGGUAGCCACGGUAGACAAGAUAGACUCAAAGAGCAAGCUAUCGCUGGUUAAUCUCCAGGCAAUAAAGACCAAAACGGAAAGGGUCAGGCAGCUCUCUCUUGAAAUCUUUGCCAAGGCCAGCGUGCAAGACCUCCUGCCCCCGAGACACACAACAAGCCCCGGCAGCAAAGCCUUCGUUGAACGCGAGGAGUCCCUGAAGGAGCUCAACUUUAUGCCUGGCCUUGAGUGUUCAAAGAAGACGGGUGUGCAGUCCGGGCAUUUGUUCACGGGCCGGGUUGUUUGCGGGGGAACCGGUUGGGUACCUUCCAGAAAAAAUAAACUCGAGAGCUGGGCAGCCAAGCUCACGACGCUCAUCAGGGCGUGUAUGUGCGCGUACCGCCUUGGCCGCCCUAGCAACAUCGUCGAAGCGUUUCAUCCGCUGUCGGAGAAGGAGCUGGAUGUACUGAGGCGCUCCCAUCCGUUUUGGGAUAAGAACAUGGAGGAAAACUUUGAAGCUGCAGACUUUGACGACAUGUCCACGCAUGUUACCGGGAAGGAGGGGCUUGGAGAGGAGCACGAGUGGGCCCAUAGACUUGUCGUCGAGCGGUCGAAGACGUUCUACAGCUAUUUGACGCCGGUGAUUGUCAAUGCCUGCGGGACUCGAGACCCAUACCGAGUCAUUCUGGAGGCGAAAGGCGAUACCGACGACAGAAAGUUUACGCUGCUUAUGGCUUUCCAGAUGUCCAUGGGCGAAAAAAUGCGACCAAUGAUGGAGGACGUGUAUAAGCACUCGCGUGGUUUCGAUCGUCGGGGCGCCACCUCUCUCAUGAACGCAAACUUGGAAUCUGGUAGUUUCGACAAGGUAGUCGGAGAAGAUCAUCUUCUCGGUCGCACGCCGGGCGAGGUAGAGGAGAAUAAGGCGUGGAUCGCAGGGGUGGUCAAUGGAUUGAAGGCCGAUGGAUGGGAGCCACGGCAUUGGUGCGGAUUCAGCGUGGUUACACAGCUGGGCUGCCUUUUCAACGCAGCCUGCCUCCGAGAAAGGUCAGCCUUGAACCUCGCGGCCAACACCGCGUACUACAACAACGAGCGAGGCAGGGUCGCGAUGAGGCCACCUGCAAAGGAAAAGCAAAGCAAAACAGCGAACAAAAACCUCAGUACGGUUCUGAGGGAACACGAGAUCCAUGGCGCCGACGUCGUCCGGUGGGUCAUGGUGAUGCUUUUCGUCGGGCGGGAGUUUCUACGCCAACACAACGGGGGGGUUGUGGACGCAAGUUUUGGUCCGCUGAAUUCAAACGGCACGCAUAUGACACCGGACACGUUCGGAAUUUUUUUCAAGGAGGUCAUGCGGGCGUACUUCGGAGCGGACAACGCGGACAUUUAUGCACUGAGAACCGCGCAGGAUUCGCAGGCCGUCAGGGAUCUGUUAAUAGCGGGGGCAAACACGGAUCACCCGGCUUUGUUAGAACUGGCGAGGGAGCAACGAACGGGUGGAAAUGUGAGUGUCGUGAACCCUUUCGGAGCGUACUGUACGUACCAAUUCGACCGCGUAGCUGCGCUAGUAAGGGGCAUAGUUCACCUGGACUUCAAGGGGGGGCUUCGGCGCAUGAGCGUGGAGAAGAGGAUUCGGGAGGGCCUUCCGGAGUUUCCAGACACUCAGCUGUGGCGCAUUCCAGAUUGUGUGAAGAAAGUGAGGGUUAUGAUGGCCAUGACGCCACCAAACGUACCCGAGAACGUCAUCAACGAUUUGGGCGAGAGUGAUGACGACUUAGCACUGACAGCACCGGCUUCGUCGAGCAUGAGCAUCGAGCCGGAAUCGGGCGACGGCUGUGCGCUGCCCCCGCCUUCGGGAGGCGCGUCGUAUGGUGGCCCCUCGUACCCCAUCGACGCGGAGGAGGCCGAGGCUGCAAAGCGGCUCAGGAUGAAAAAGAUGAAAUUGGAAGAGGAAGAGGUCGAUGAGAAGCGUGCCGCGAUACGAGCGAGACGGGCACUGUCCUCCGUUCCUGCUGCCGUCGGGGGUGGCGCCACUGCUGCUGCCGUCACCAGGCACCUCUCCGAUACUGCCCGCGUUGUUACUGGGCCCGCGGCCGAUACUGGGGGAUCUUCGGCGAGUGUUUUUAAGGCUUCGCGUCGGGGCGUGUCCUACAGCAAGCCAGCGUCGGAGGAUGAGUGCACCGGGAUGCAAGAGCUGGCGCGGGCUGUCGGCGGAGCUUGGGAACGGGCUUAA